AUGCCCGACAUCUCAGAGUAUGUAGUUCUAUUUCAUGGUAACCUUGGGAUGGGGGAACGCCUUCAGUCUGCGCAGCAGCGUCGAGGAAUUGAAAACACACCAUGGGACCGUUUACAACAUGUUGUCUUUGUCCCCGGUCUUUUCCAUUUGAAGAUGGCGGCCGCAGAUGCAAUUUGGCGGAUAUUCCUGCAGCCCAAUGCAGCACGACUAGAUGAAACCAGUCUCAUGCAAGAUGUAGGUAUCUCGCGGCCAAGGGAAACCGGCCACUAUGGAUCAAAGCCGGGGUUCCAUUGUAUGCACGAACUGAUCAUGCACGACAGUAUUUGUUGUCGCCUUGAUUGUUGGAGAGUCGAGGCUGGGAAAGGUGACACGAAGUGGACAAGUCUGGAGGAAUUUGCAGGAUCAGAAUCAACAUGGAAAGACAUCAAAGCAAUGGCACACACCCUUGCUCGUAACUACAUUGCAGGUCACCAACUUUGGCGCAUGCGACGUGCACCGGCAGCUCAACGUGAUGUCCAAUAUGAAAAUGGACUCCUCUUGAACAAGUACGUGCUUAUAUAUGAGGAGCUGUCAUAUGCAAUGAAUAUCGGUGACAUUGGACGGGUUGAGACUUGCCUUGUGACGUUGAUCCCAAUGUUUAAGGCCACAGGAAAACAUAAAUAUGCAAACGCUAUGACAGACUUCCUGUGCAAAGUGCAUUUCAUGUAUCCCGAAGGAUUGAAACUUACAAUCGGCAGACGGGCUGUUCACUACCACAUCAUGGUCAAUCCAACCGGGAAGAAAGGAAAGUUUCGAGCGGUUGACUGGUGCGUUGAAUUGAAUAACCUUUUCACAAAGGUUACCAAUGGAGGAAAAGGAUCAAACCACACUGUUUCGAGGAUUAUAAUGGAGUCUCCACUCAUUCAGAUAUACCGGAACUUGCAUACAAUGUUCCAGAAUGACUUUCUGCAUGUUCAACAAACGACUAAACACGCAGAGGCAGAUAUGUCAAAAAUGUUCCAAGUCCUAUGCAGACACAUGAGAAAACACUCCUCAAACGAAGUAGUAAAGGGGCGCGGAAGCCAUUACAGUAUCCCUGAAGUCCUUGCCAAGGGACAGGAGUUGAUGGAAAAGAAUAGCGUAGAUAACGAAGAUGGAGGGCAAGAAGCUGCUAUUAGGGAAGGUGAGGAUGAGCAUCCAUCAGUCGAUGAUGUUGCGAUUGAAUUAGUCUGGUAG
This is a messenger RNA of Suillus subalutaceus, 1215 nucleotides long. RefSeq lists its product as uncharacterized. The coding region runs from base 1 to 1215 and encodes 404 amino acids. The transcript has 3 exons. NCBI's taxonomy places the organism in Eukaryota, Fungi, Basidiomycota, Agaricomycetes, Boletales, Suillaceae. The record is from RefSeq and is a predicted model, not a curated record.